Messenger RNA from Salvia miltiorrhiza (redroot sage), 1871 nucleotides. Its product is annotated as KH domain-containing protein At2g38610-like. Gene Ontology annotation, cellular component: nucleus. The coding region runs from base 521 to 1396 and encodes 291 amino acids. The transcript is spliced from 7 exons. The record is from RefSeq and is a predicted model, not a curated record. NCBI's taxonomy places the organism in Eukaryota, Viridiplantae, Streptophyta, Magnoliopsida, Lamiales, Lamiaceae. Gene Ontology annotation, biological process: regulation of mRNA splicing, via spliceosome. Gene Ontology annotation, molecular function: mRNA binding.
GUAUUUAUACUUAAAAUUUACCACGACCACGAGGAUAGUGAUGACAUAGUCCCCCGACAAAUGCAUUGAAAGCCUUAACCUACACAAUCUUGCGGCAGAAACCUCCCCUCCACCAUCUCUCUUCUCCGCCCUCUCUCUCUUUCUCUCUCUCUCUGCAGUAAAAACUCAGGAGAAACGAAUCCAUCUCUCUCUAUCUCUGUUGUUUUUAAUUAUUUGAUUUUUUAUUUACUGUCUCGAAUUCACACAGACAAAACUCCAGCCAAGAAACGUGUGUAUUAUAUACCCCACAACUAUUUAUGCCUACAAGUCGACACAGCCCAGAAAAAGGUCAUUCAUUUUUGUACAUUUCGUAAUUUUAUUUCCCCUAUUUUACUGUUUUCUUCCUCCGUUUUCAGGGUUUUUCGUAUCACAGUGCACCCACGCACACACACAUUCAUUUUCUUGCCUAGCCUUUGAGCCACCACCCAAAAUUCUCUCACUCCACCAAUCCCCCUACUCGUGUGUAUAUGCGGAUACAGCCAUGUCUAGUUUGUACCCUCAGAAUUUGAACUUCUCCCCGGCCAGGAACAUCCCUUCUCCACAUCUGAGGCCCAACCCCGAUGCCGAGGGCCAAUAUUUGACGGAGAUGCUGGCGGAGAGGCAGAAACUGGGGCCUUUCAUGCAAGUGCUCCCUAUUUGUAGCCGCCUCUUGGAUCAAGAAAUACUCAGAGUUUCUGGAAGAAUGUCCAACCAUGGAUUUAAUGAUUAUGACAGACUACAACGUGGUAGUCCUAAUCCAGUGCCUUCUCUGGAAGUGAUGCCUGAUGUUGGUGGAAAAGGUUUGGGUAGCUGGAAUGGAAAUGGCUGGAACAGCAUGCAACAUGAGCAGAGGUUAGGAGGUCCACAGGGUAUGACCAUAGACUGGAAACCACCUGGAAGUCCAAGUUCGUUCCUAGUAAAGCGGGUGUUACGCUUGGACAUACCAGUUGAUAGAUAUCCAAAUUUCAAUUUUGUGGGAAGACUUUUAGGUCCACGGGGCAAUUCCUUGAAGCGUGUGGAAGCUUCUACUGGCUGCCGUGUCUUCAUCAGGGGGAAAGGUUCAAUAAAGGAUGCUGACAAGGAGGAGAGUUUGAGGGGAAAACCAGGUUACGAACACUUGAAUGAACCAUUGCAUAUUUUAAUUGAGGCAGAAGCGGCCGAAGUACCUGCUAGUAUUGUUGAUGCAAGACUGAAACAAGCUAAGGACAUCAUUGAAGAACUGCUCAAACCUGUGGAUGAGUCCCAAGACAUAUACAAGAGACAACAGCUUAGAGAACUAGCGAUACUUAACAAUAUCAAAGAAGAGAGCCCUCAACCAAGGGGGAGCGUGUCUCCCUUCAGUUCCAGCGGCUUAAAACGUCCCAAAACCAGUUGGUAACGAACAUCUCAUCUCAUCUUCACUACUGGUCUAGGGGUUGGUUCCUUGAGAAGAAGCUGUGAAUGUUCUAAUGCCAUAUCAUAGUCGAAGAAGAUGCAUCUCCGAUCCAGAUGUUGGCCAUCAAAAGACUAGGCUCACCAACGUGGGCCAUGAAGUUCAAACGCGAAAACAGACAACAUGGUUGUGAUGUGAGAACGAAGAUCGGGGAAUGGAUUGCUUUACUACUGCUUUGUCGAUAUAGGUCUUAUUAGGGAGUCUUGUAUGAUAAUUUAUUGGAUUUAUUUGUUUUUUUUAACUAGUUUCGGCCUUUUGUUUUUUGUUUUGGUUGGUAGAAGAUGCAUUUUGAACCGUUGUGGUGCAAUUUUCUCAGCCUAUUAUAGGGUUUUGAGUAUGUUUUUGGAACCUUGAAACUUUUUCUUUAUGACAUCUUCCAACAUUCAUAAUAAUGAUGUUGAUAUGGUUCGUUGCCUUAUUA